CGGCGCCAUACAAAAAACGAGCCGUCGCCGCGCGCGCACGCCAGGGCACCCCCGCCCACGCCCACGCCCACCCACCACCCCUCGCCUCUCGUUGCCCGCCGCGUCGCGCUCACGAGAUCCCAGAAGAGGACGCACGGCGGAGCGGGAGCGGAAGCUAGCAAGCAAGCAAGCAAAGCAAGCGGCCACGAAGCCAUGGCGGCGCCGUCCUCCCUCGCGUCGUCCUCGCACCUGUCCCGCCGCGCCACCGCCGCGGCGUCGCCGUCGAUCCCUCCUCCUUCUCCCCCUCCUCCUCCGCAGCGGCUCCGGUGCGGCUGGGUCGGACGCGCGGCGCCGCCGACGCGGCGCGCGCCAGGUGUUUGCUCCGUGGUCUCGCCCAGCAAGCCAGGUGUUGCUGCUGUUGACGUGCCGGCCGCGACGAUUCCUGACGCGGCGGCGACCGGCGUCGGCGUCGCCGAGCGCAUUUCGGUGUCGUCGCUGCUGGAGGUUGUGGCGGACGACUUGCUCAAGCUUAACAACAACCUCAAAUCGCUUGUUGGUGCAGAAAAUCCAGUUUUAGUUUCUGCGGCUGAACAAAUAUUUGGUGCCGGUGGAAAAAGAUUAAGACCGGCACUAGUUUUUCUGGUAUCCAGAGCAACUGCUGAAUUGGCUGGUUUAUUGGAACUAACUACAGAACACCAACGUUUGGCAGAGAUCAUAGAGAUGAUCCACACUGCAAGUUUAAUACAUGACGACGUCAUAGAUGAUAGUGGGAUGCGAAGAGGGAAGGAAACUAUUCAUCAGCUAUAUGGAACACGGGUGGCUGUACUUGCUGGUGAUUUUAUGUUUGCACAAUCUUCUUGGUUUCUUGCAAACCUUGAAAAUAUUGAAGUUAUAAAGCUCAUCAGUCAGGUAAUCAAGGAUUUUGCCAGUGGUGAAAUAAAACAAGCAUCAACACUUUUUGACUGUGACAUCACCCUUGAUGAUUACCUGCUCAAGAGCUACUACAAGACUGCUUCUCUGAUUGCAGCAAGCACAAGGUCAGCUGCCAUAUUUAGUGGUGUCAGCACUGCUAUAUGUGAACAAAUGUAUGAAUACGGAAGGAAUCUCGGUCUCUCCUUCCAGGUAGUCGAUGACAUUCUUGACUUCACCCAAUCAGCUGAACAACUUGGGAAACCUGCAGGAAGUGACCUGGCAAAGGGUAAUCUAACAGCCCCGGUCAUUUUCGCUUUGCAAGAUGAACCACAGCUCAGGGAGAUCAUUGAUUCCGAGUUCAGUGAAACAAAUUCCUUGGCUACUGCAAUAGAGCUAGUUCAUAGAAGUGGUGGAAUAAAGAGGGCUCAUGAGCUUGCAAGAGAGAAGGGUGAAAUAGCUAUCCAAAGUCUGCAGUGUCUUCCAAGGAGUGAGUUCAGAAGCACUCUUGAGAACAUGGUGAAAUAUAAUCUAGAAAGGAUUGAUUAGGCAGCUUUACUUAUUUCACAAUCGGAUACAGAACCUCCUUUGUGAGCUUACAGUAGCUCCCCAAAAAGGCAAACUUUUUAAGGUUUUGGGCCCUGUUUGGAUCAGUGGAUUGCCAAUGGAAAAUAAGGGAAAAUGACAUUAUUUUCUUACAAAAUGAUCCUGUGGAAUUCUCACGAAACAGACCAUUUGGUUAUGUGAGAUGAAUGAUGCAGGACAAAAUCAUCGGAAAGCAGCGACCUUGCCAGGUUCCUCCCACCUUGCGCCUACAUGUAUCCUAGCAUUUUAUUUUUGCACGUCUUGUAAAUAAAAGAAGUAUAUUGACAUUAGCAUUCUUUAGUUUUGCAAUUUUCACAUGCAUAUAGAAAACACGUUGUGUGUACUUGUAUGGGCACCUCACCUGACAGGCUCUCACAACAUUUGUGUAUUCUGUGCUGCUGAGAUAUGAUGUUACCAAUUAAAUUACUACUAAUGUGAUGUAUGGCUGAAUUAGACAAUACUGAACUACA
This is a messenger RNA of Oryza sativa Japonica Group (Japanese rice), 1943 nucleotides long. RefSeq names its product probable solanesyl-diphosphate synthase 3, chloroplastic. Gene Ontology annotation, molecular function: prenyltransferase activity. Gene Ontology annotation, cellular component: chloroplast. The record is from RefSeq and is a predicted model, not a curated record. Lineage: Eukaryota; Viridiplantae; Streptophyta; Magnoliopsida; Poales; Poaceae. Gene Ontology annotation, biological process: isoprenoid biosynthetic process; plastoquinone biosynthetic process.